Molecule: messenger RNA, 1943 nt
Organism: Paramecium sonneborni
Lineage: Eukaryota; Ciliophora; Oligohymenophorea; Peniculida; Parameciidae
Source: the annotation of a GenBank genome assembly
AUGAUUCCAAAAGAGAAACAGAAAGGCAUUUAAAACCUGAAAAUAUUGUUAUUUAUGUCUAAUUUUAUAAGAAUUUUGAUAUAACAAAAGUAUUGUAUUCCUAAUAUUUAAAUUAAGAAUUCUACUAAAAAAAAUUCAAACAAGCCCAAUUAUACUAAUUUGAGAAAUGCAAGUGUCGAUUAAUAUCUCAAUGUGCAAUUUGACCUUAUUAAAAAUAAACCUAAUUCUUUUCACAGUCUUGCUUGUUCUUAAUCUAAAUACUAAAAUUAUUUAUUGAUUCAUGGUUUAAAUUAAAAAAAAGUAAUAGAAAUUCAUUAUUUUUUAAAAAAGAUUAUGAAUUGCACUUAUCAUAUUAAAAAAGAAGUAUAAUUCAUAUGUAAAGCUUCUCACAAGUGUAAAUUUCAGAGAAAAUUGUGUACUGAAUGUCUUUAUGAGCAUGAAGUCGAUAUUAAACAAACAGUUCCGAUUGAUAAAUUUGUAGAAUAGCUUAUCAAAAAACUAAAAGAAUCUAAGCUAGAUGAGACAUCUGAAUUAAAUAACUAAAGAAUGAAAUUUAAAUCCCUGGUCUCUCAAGUUCAGAAUAUGAUGAAGAAAAUGUGGGAAGAUUUAACCAUAUCCAUAAACUAGGUUUAUGAUAUAAUUGAAUAGGAAAAUAAAUCAUACAUCAAUCUUAUCAAUGAAAAUACGAAUCUAGCAGAAGCCUCUUAUACUGACUUAGAAAAAUUAUUAUAAAUUUUAGAAGGAAACACAUUAAAUUAUUGGAAUACUUAGAAAGAUUUGUAUUUGAUAAACCUAGAGAAGGCAAAGAAUUGGUUGAGCUCUGAAGUUACAGCUUUCAAUGAAAAAAUUUAAAAAGAAUUGACACCAUUAAUAAAUUGUAAAAUUAAUCAUCAAAUUCAAACAUAUUAAGAUCAUUUAUAAUAAUUAAUAUAAUUAUAGCAAGGAUAAGAAUAACAAAUUAAGUCUGUACCUUAAUUCAAAAUUAAACCAUUUACUUAUUAAAUAAUUAAACAGAACUCCAUUCCAUAAACCUAAAGUUGUUGGGCAGUUGCUUUUAAUAAAGAUUGCUCAAUUGUAGCAGCUACAUGCGACGAAUUAAUCAAAAUAUAUGAAUUCAAAUAAGGAAAGUUGAAAUAAAUUCAAGUCUUAAAUGAUCAUUAACGUAGAGUCUGUAAUUUACUUUUCUUGAAAAAAUCUAAUUAGCUUAUAUCUGGAGAUUUUAAUGGAUCUAUUUUGAUUUGGUCAAUCAAUAAUAAUAAUCAAUGGAUUUGUUCAUAAACACUUAAAUAACACGAUGAUCGUAUACAUUGUUUAAUUAUGAAUAAUUAUGAAAACAUUAUCGUAUCAAGUAGCGAAGAUAAGACUAUUAAAUUUUGGAUUAAGCAAAAUGGAUGGGCCUUAUAAUAAACUAAUACAAGUCAUAAAGGUAGUGUUUAUUAGUUAAGUUUAAUUGGAUAAAAAAAUAAAGUUAUUUCAUGUGGAAAUGAUAAAUUAAUAUUAAUAUUAGAAUAUUCAGAAUAGAAUAAAAGGUGGGCAAUAGUAUAAAAUAUUUAAGUUGAUUAAUAUGGAUUGCGAUUAUGUUUUGUAAAUGAUAAUCUUUUCACAUUUCAACCUCAUAAAGGGAAUUUAAUACAUGUUUAUGAGUUGAAUAUUGUAAGUAAAUAAUUCACUAAAACUAAACAAAUUUCUUUAGAUCAAAGCGAUGGAGAUAGCAUUUUAUUCUUCCCAUAAUAAUAUAUAAAACCAAAAUAGUUGCUUGUGAGUAAGCAUAGUAAUAUCAAUUUAAUAAGAAAGAUAGAAAAUGAUGAAUUUAAAGUUGAGUAAUCUAUUGAAUUUGGUACUAAUCAAUUAUAUGGGUAAAUGAGUGAUGAUGGAGAGUAUUUGAUUACUUGGGAUGAUAAAUCUAAAGAAAUAUAAAUAAGGAGAUAUAUAGAAAAAUGAGC